This is a messenger RNA of Enterobius vermicularis (human pinworm), 1338 nucleotides long. NCBI's taxonomy places the organism in Eukaryota, Metazoa, Nematoda, Chromadorea, Rhabditida, Oxyuridae. The record is from the annotation of a GenBank genome assembly.
AUGUAUGGAAAAAUCGAAGGGGCAUUAAAUAAAAAGAUUGCUGGGAAGUUCCAAGAGCUUCGACGAGAAUGUAUCGAGGAGGUAAAUGAUGAGUUCCGAGGUCUUACUUAUAAGGUUAUCAAAAGGAUCAACCUUCACACUUUUUUGCUAGUGGUUUCUAAACAGUGGGAGGCUCAGAUAGGACUUGCAUGGUAUUACCGGCUAGAGAUACUCAAAUACGAGGCAAAAAAAUUGGAGUUGAUUUCGCGUCCCAUAGUUACCUUAUUGGGGAAUCUUUCUAAAAGCAAAGAGCAGGUUAUUGUUGCUGAAGAAGCUUUCAGGAGAGCUCAGGAGUCCCACAGAGUUGCUUUGUUAAAAACUUGUGAUGAGCUGGACGGUAUUAUAAAAAAGUGCCUAGAACUGAAAUCUGCCUUAGCUGAAAGGAAUAUUAAAAAUGACGGGAGGCUGGUAACUACGCCGGCUGGAGACGCAGAUACUGGCGACCACUCAGUUCUGCAGUGGAAUAGCACGUGUUCGCCAAGCACUCUCUCGCAAGAUAAACAAGUUUCUUUAUUCGGAUCACCUUUUCCCAGUCAGGAGUCGCGAUAUGCAGAAGACGUCUUAUCUGUCAGGCCGUUGGUCUUCGAUGAGUCUAUCGUUGCUGGUUCUCCUGCUCCUAACUGCAAGUCGCCUCAAAACAUUUUUUCUCUGAAUCACGUCGAACCUAAUCAAAAGCAACGAGAAGUUAUUGGUCAUGACACACCAUCUAUAGCUUUGCCAGAAAUGCCGCAGCUUUAUUCUGCAACUUUACGGCGUCUUUUUGAAAAUAGUACUUCGGAAAACCCAACGAAGAAACUAAAUAAAUGCAUUAAAAGCAUAAACUCAUUUUCUAAGCUUGAGUACGACCGUUUAAAGCAGGACGUGCAGUCUUCGGUUGCUCCUGACCAAUUAGAUAAGGCUGUUAACAUGCUGAACAAUUAUUUGUCUUCUGAAAAGCAGGGUGUGAGUCACUUAUCGACCAGUGGUUUGAUGGCGAUUCUUUAUCCAGAUUUUACUUUGAAGCAAUGUGAUGCUCUUCACACUGCUCUUGCUUAUAGUGUAAAUAUUGUGCUCGAGGAUCUCGACAUCCUUAUUAAUGUUUGGCAGUUUGUUAUGGAGUUUUAUUAUAAUGUUUCUUCAGUAAAACGUGUCUCGUACUUCAAAGCUUUAGCUGGUUCACUCGAACGCGCGCCAUGUAUGCGGUUACUUUGCAUGAACAUAAGCGCUGGCGAGAAUGCAGCUUUAAUUUUUAGACAAGAAGAAAUUUGGUACAUGUGCAUUUUGGUGGCAAGUACCAUCCACUCUUGGAGUCACCCAUAG